Sycon ciliatum is the source of this 666-nucleotide messenger RNA. RefSeq lists its product as uncharacterized. NCBI's taxonomy places the organism in Eukaryota, Metazoa, Porifera, Calcarea, Leucosolenida, Sycettidae. The transcript is spliced from 3 exons. The coding region runs from base 1 to 666 and encodes 221 amino acids. The record is from RefSeq and is a predicted model, not a curated record.
AUGUCUACGUCCUCUUGUUCGUCACCCUCUGGCCCAUCUGGGAAACAGAGGACUCGAUUCUCGGCUGAGGACGAAAUUCUCCUCUUCCGAGAAGUGCUCUCACAGGAGAGUCCAUUUAGCCGUGGUUCCUGCGUCUGGGAAAAAGUCUCUAAAAACCUCAGCACGAACGAGAAAUCGUUUUCGCCACGUCUCUGUCGUGAUCGAAUCAAAGACUUGAUCAAAGAGUUCAUCAGGAACGACAACAAGGAGAGGGUGAAAACUGGCGUGGAGGAGGAGUAUUCAGAGCGUGCUCAGCUCUUGUCUGAGCUGAGAGAGUUGUACCAGGGGGAAGAAGACAAGAAGGAGGAAACGGCUAAAGCAAAGAAACGAAAAGACGCAGACACGACAAUGGCGAAGGACAUGCGUGAGGCGUGCAUGGAGACGUACGCGCAAAGCAAGAAAAGAGUUACUCAGGACGGCGAGGAGGAGAAUGAGGAGAAGAAACCAACGAAACGGAGAAGGAUGGAUGUGGCGGAAGAAGUGAGGAAGAGAACUGCCCUGAAGGAGCGAGAGCUGAAUUUGAGGGAGAAGGAGUAUAACCUGGCAAAAGAAAAACAAGAUGUUGAGCUGGAAGAGAGAAGAAUGUUCAUGCGAUUUAUGAUGGAAAAAGAAAGGAACAACCAAUAA